AAUAAAUAAAAAAAAAAUAAGUGAAAUUUUGUUCAUAUUUACUGUUGUGCUAAUCAUUAGUGCUAUAAAAAAAACUAUAAUUUUCAAAAAAAUAAUAACAAAAAAUUAAAUAAAUUUAAAUAACAAAGAAAGUUUCUUUAAGAAAACCAAAAACUACGAGUAUAAUCAACAUAUGUUUAACAGUUUUUAUAUGAUCUAAAAACACCCUACACCACACUAUGGGCAAUACAAUUACUAAUCGUGGUAAAUCACGAAAUUCCUCCAGCUAUACACCUUCCAUAUUCAAUAAAAGUUCACUACAACGUCAACGCAAAUCGGCUAAACAUCAAGACUAUGAGCUACGUUCAAAAACACUACCGGCACGCAAUCGCAAUAUAUUAAAUGAUGACACAGAAAAUGAUUUACAAACCUCAACAGCUAAAACUUUACCCACACAUAAACCACAAUUGCAAUCAACACCACCCACGCCUCCACCACCAAAUGGCGAAACAUCAAGAGUACUAUUUUUGCUAUAUUUAAUACAUCGUACUUGGAAUGUUAUUACCGAUAACAAGAGUAAAAGUUCACAUGGCAAAGUUUCUAAGAAACCCUCAAAUCAUGAUUCAUUUUAUGAAACUGAAAGUAAUUUUUCAUUAUCCAUGACCGAGUUGUAUGGUGCUGGUGGUUCACAGUGUUGUUCUCAGCGCUCGGUUUGCAGUUGUAGUUCGUGCUAUAAUGAUACUACGGUUGAUCAGAAUGUUUAUAAUUCAAUAGAUGAGCAGUUUUCUCAAGACUCUAUUAGUGAGAAAAUGGAUUGUGAUAUUAAAAGGAGAAAUCUAAUUUAA
Molecule: messenger RNA, 824 nt
Organism: Lucilia sericata (common green bottle fly)
Lineage: Eukaryota; Metazoa; Arthropoda; Insecta; Diptera; Calliphoridae
Exons: 4
Coding region: 219-824 (201 amino acids)
Source: RefSeq, a predicted model, not a curated record